AUUGGCUUGUAAAUCGCUAUGAACAAAUAUAUAAAAAAUUUACCUAUAAAUUAAUGUUUUAACUUAUUAGGGAAUAUGGACAACCGAUGAGUCUCUCGGAGUACAGCCACAGCCAUAGCCCCAGAGCUAAGCUCAGGUAAAGCCUAUAAACUAACAUGCCGUGCCAGCAUUUCAUUUCAGAACAGAAGUUCAGAGAGAGAGAGAGAGAGAGAGAGAGAGAGAGAGAGAGAGAGAGAGAGAGCUCAUCUCUUCUCUGAAUUAUCGGCAAUGGAGGUGGAGUCAGCGGAGUGCGAGUGCUGCGAGCUGAGGGAGGAGUGCACCAGGGGGUACAUCCUCGGCGUGAAGGCCGACUUCGGCGGGCGGUGGCUGUGCGGCCUCUGCUCGGAGGCGGUGAGGGACGAGGCGGCCAAGCUUGGGAGGAACAGAGGCGGCGGCGGAAUGGAGGAGGCUGUGAGGGAUCACAUGUCCUUCUGCGGCAAGUGCAGGAAGAACCCGGCCUUCCGGGUAGCCGACGGCAUGCGCCAGAUGCUGCUCCGCCGGCGAUCAAAGUGAUGACACAUAUUGACAUUGCACUUGCAUUUGCGUCAAUGCGUGAUGUUUUACCGGCAAUUGAUCAUCAUCAUUAUCAUCAUCUUCUUCUUCAUCUUCAUCUUGUAAUCGAGUUCUGAGCAAGAAGACAUGAGCAGGUCGUCAGUAUCUCUGAGCUAGAGUUCAUUCAAGUAAAAUGUAAUUAGUGUAAUAAUCUAGCUAGAUUGACUGUCAGUCCUGCCUGAGCUAGCAGUUGAAGGUUAUUUUUUGCUGAUGAUGGAGCAAAACUGGAAGUGGAUAGAACUUACACGGUGGAGGAUUAGUAGAGGGUUGAUGUAGAACUCUUCGUUUAGAGGAUGUGAUCGAAAAUGUGAUCAAGUACUCAUUGUUCUAUGUCUUGCAACGAAUUGCCAUUUCUCUCUGAAAUCACAGAAAGUUCUGCUCUUUUGGCUCA
Molecule: messenger RNA, 982 nt
Organism: Oryza sativa Japonica Group (Japanese rice)
Lineage: Eukaryota; Viridiplantae; Streptophyta; Magnoliopsida; Poales; Poaceae
Source: RefSeq, a predicted model, not a curated record